Hydra vulgaris (swiftwater hydra) is the source of this 1086-nucleotide messenger RNA. RefSeq names its product tetraspanin-9. Lineage: Eukaryota; Metazoa; Cnidaria; Hydrozoa; Anthoathecata; Hydridae. The record is from RefSeq and is a predicted model, not a curated record. Gene Ontology annotation, cellular component: plasma membrane.
AUAAAUUAUUACAUUAUUACUUGUUAUAUUUUUUAUAUAGAUUAUAUUUAUUUGUUUGACUUCAUUAUAAAGAAUAAAAAAUGAUAUCUGGUGGAGCAAAGUGCAUAAAAUAUCUUCUCUUCAUCUUUAAUUUUCUGUUUUUUCUCACAGGAUGUGGACUACUUGGCAUAGGAGUUUGGCUUAAUGUAGAGAAAGGAAGUUGGAAAGCUGUGUCAGAUUAUGAUUUUAUUUCUAUAGCUAAUACACUUAUUGCUGCUGGUGUUAUUAUUGUGAUCAUUUCCUUCUUGGGAUGUUGUGGUGCUAUCACAGAAAACAAAUGUAUGUUAAUUGUGUUCUUCAUUUUCCUGUUGGUUAUUUUUUUAAUGGAAAUUAUAUCUGGAAUAAUGGCAUACCAUUGGAGAGGAACUAUAAAAUCGGAGCUCAAGACUGAAAUUAAAAAGCGUAUACCAUCUUUAUAUUAUAAACAAGAAGAUGUACAAAAAGCUAUGAAUACAAUUCAGCAGACUUUCAAUUGUUGUGGUAUUGAUUCUCUUGAAGAUUGGAGUGUUUCUGCGCCUGAUAGCAAUGGUAAAUCUAUGGCACAGGUAGAUGGAACCUGUUGCAAGAAAAGUGGUGAAAAUGGUUAUAACUCAUCAUGCAAAACUCUUCCAUAUGAUAGUGCUAAAAAUACUAAAUUAAAUCAAUACUACAAUACAGGAUGUUUUUCAUCGAUUGAAGAUUUUCUGAAAAAGUACACUUUAUACUUAGGAGCUGUUGGUAUUGCUUUCGCAUUAUUUCAGAUCAUCGGACUGAUUUUCUCCAUGGUGUUGAUUUGUGCUCUUAAAAGAGAUUCUCGCGUUUUGUAAUUUUAUAUCGUAUUUGUUUCUAUAAAUAUUUUUAUUGCUUCUAUAAAUAUUUUGAACAAACAAUUUUUGGGGAUAUUUAAUAUAUUAUUAUUGUGAUUUUUUUAUUUUAUAUGGUUGUUGUGCCUUUUAUUCAAAUUAAAUUAACAUAUUUUAUUCAUUAUCAAAGUAAUAUAUCAAAUAAUGAAAAUUUUAUAGUUAUAUAUGUAAUAAUGGUUUUAUGAAAUAAAUGCAUUUUAUAUUU